Calypte anna (Anna's hummingbird) is the source of this 2437-nucleotide messenger RNA. RefSeq names its product kinesin family member 6 (gene KIF6). The transcript is spliced from 22 exons. The record is from RefSeq and is a predicted model, not a curated record. NCBI's taxonomy places the organism in Eukaryota, Metazoa, Chordata, Aves, Apodiformes, Trochilidae. Bases 1 to 2367 code for a protein of 788 amino acids. Gene Ontology annotation, biological process: microtubule-based movement. Gene Ontology annotation, molecular function: microtubule binding; microtubule motor activity; ATP binding.
AUGGUGAAGGAAACCAUCCGGGUGUACGCGAGGGUGAAGCCGCCAGCCAGGCGGCAGCAAGCGGGGAUUUACUCAGUUGAUGAUGAUGAGAAAUCCUUGCCUGGUCUGGAGAUUAUUGUGCCACGUGAUUUAGCAGAUGGGUUUGUCAAUAACAAACGGGAGAGCUACAAGUUCAGAUUUCAGAAAAUUUUUGAUCAAGAGGCAAAACAAGAUGUGGUUUUUGACAGCAUUGCCAAACCAGUAGCAGAAUGUGUUUUGGCAGGGUACAAUGGUACAAUCUUUGCAUACGGUCAGACAGGUAGUGGCAAAACUUUUACCAUCACAGGAGGAGCAGAACGUUACAGUGAUCGAGGCAUCAUUCCCAGGACUUUAUCGUACAUUUUUGAACAAUUGCAGAAGGAUAGCAGUAAAGUGUAUACAACUCACGUUUCCUACUUAGAAAUCUACAAUGAAUGUGGUUAUGAUCUGCUGGACCCAAGACAUGAGGCUUCCAAAUUGGAAGAUUUGCCGAAAGUGACAAUAAUGGAGGAUCCUGAUCAGAAUAUUCAUCUGAAAAACUUAUCUCUUCAGCAAGCAACCAAUGAAGAGGAAGCUUUAAACUUACUCUUCUUGGGAGACACCAACAGAAUGAUUGCUGAGACACCAAUGAAUCAAGCUUCCACCCGAUCUCACUGCAUUUUCACUAUUCACAUCUCCAGCAAGGAACCUGGAUCUGCAACUAUUCGACGCUCCAAGUUACAUUUAGUAGACCUUGCUGGAUCAGAACGUGUUGCAAAGACUGGAGUUGGAGGUCACUUGUUGACAGAAGCCAAAUAUAUCAACCUCUCAUUGCAUUAUUUGGAACAGGUAAUAAUUGCCCUUGCAGAGAAAAACCGGUCCCACAUUCCUUACCGAAACUCUAUGAUGACCUCAGUGCUAAGAGACAGCCUGGGAGGAAACUGCAUGACUACCAUGAUAGCAACACUCUCUAUGGACAAAAGAAACAUAGAUGAGUCCAUAUCAACUUGCAGAUUUGCACAACGAGUUGCUCUUAUUAAGAAUGAAGCAGUUCUUAAUGAAGAAAUUGACCCAACAUUGAUGAUUGUCCAACUGAAAAAGGAGAUCCAGGAGCUGAAGGAUGAGCUGACACUGGUAACGGGCAAGCAAAGAACAUCAGAGCUUUCACAAGAGGAGCUACUUCAGUUGGAUGAAUUAAUUGAAACCUUUCUUGAAGACAAUGAUCCUGAUAGCACUCUGGAUGUUGGUGCUGACAUGCGGAAGAUCAAGUAUUGCUUCAUUCGUGUCAAGCAACUAAUGAAUAAUCCAAAGAUGUCUGAUAGAAAACAGCUCUCCCAGCAUCCCUCUGAAGAAAAAGACACUGACAAAGAAGCAGAAGAACUGAAGAAACUGAAAGAGCUUCUGCUGCAAAGAGACAAUGAAAUCAAUAUACUGGUAAAUAUGCUAAAAAAAGAAAAAAAGAAAGCUCAAGAUGCUCUUUUCCAGCUUAAUGCUGCCUCUUCUGGUACAACAGUCUUGGAUCAGUCUCUUUCUACAAACCUGGAAGAAAGUCAAAGCCCAUCUAGCAGUUUUAGUCUGAAAGAGGGAAAAUAUUUCAACUCUGCAGUGUAUAGACUACCAUUGCUUUCCAGACAAACAGGAGGGAAGAUGUCACUUGGAUGUCAGGAAGCUUUUGAACUUUUCAAGCGGGACUAUGCUGACAAUAUAAGCAUUGAGGACAACAAACAUCUUUUAAAACAGAGGUUUGCUGAAGCUAAAUCCCUUGGAGAGAAAAUAAAUGAAGUGAGAAACAAGAUAAACCACCUGAAGGGCGAAAUAACACGGAGACACAUUCAGAGGGCAGCUCUAGCUGUUUCCAGUCCUUCUGAAGAGCUAAAUACACUUGAUCCAGUAGAAGAGAAACUUCGGAUGCAAAUUGAAGAAGAAAAAAAAAGUUAUAAAACUAUGUUCAAUCGCUUGAAAGUUCUGAAGGUAGAGAUUGAACACCUGCAGCUUCUUAUGGAAAAAAUCAAGAUGAAGCUGCAAAAAGACUUUGAAGUCUGGUGGUCUGAAGAGGCAAUGAACCUACAGCAGGCAAAGCCAGAGAUGGUUAGCUUACCAAAUACCUCAGCUGUUUAUCAUCAGUUCAUCAAAUCCUCACAUCUACCAACUAGCAGUUCUUCAGAGACUACAAGAUUCAGCCCUACUGAAAAUCCAGCUGAGAAAAACAACUCAAUCUCUUCUAGUGACCCUGCCUUAAAAACAAGGACCCCACCAAGUUCAAGUACAUCUAUUCCUCUGACUGGAGACAGCCAGGCUGAUGCUGACAUCCUAGCUUUCAUUAAAGCAAGACAGAACAUCCUGCAAAAGAAAGGCCUGGGAAACAAAUGAAAUUCUUGUUGCCAUCCACUAUUUCCUUUUAGAAACAGUUAAAGACUUUUAUUCUUUCUCUUCCUCUUCU